Molecule: messenger RNA, 5795 nt
Organism: Lonchura striata (white-rumped munia)
Lineage: Eukaryota; Metazoa; Chordata; Aves; Passeriformes; Estrildidae
Source: RefSeq, a predicted model, not a curated record
GUGAUUUUUUUUUUCCUUGGGAAUGCAGCAAUUUGUCGAGAGCAGAGAAAUCCUCUGUGUUUGACUGGGCAGAGCCGCCCCUCCCGGUGCGAGCUGCGGAGAAGUUGGGGAAGGGAGGAAGGUGGAGGGAUGAGCAGGGAUGGCUGGAAGCAGCUCGAAUGAGGCUGGAGAGCCCCGGGGAGAAGCCGCUGCUGGCGGGGCUGGAGCCAAGCGCAGAAUCAGGGGAAGAAAGGAGCCUUAAAUCCCCGCGCUCUGGGAAAAGGGAGCAAAUACCGUGUUAAUGGAUCAGGUUCUGGUGAAUAAAGAAGAAAAGAAGCUGUAAGAUCAGGAAGGCUCUUUUUUAUUAUAAGGAGGAGAACAUUCCUCAUCCUUUAGUUCCCUUGGAUCCGGAGUGAAUGACUUUAGAGCUGCAAGAGUUUAAGCUCAUCGGAGGAAAACGGUGCUUUUUAAUUUUUUUCUUUUUUUUUUUUUUUUCCUUCCCGAAUAUUUUUGCUGGGGAAAAGAUUUGGAAAUGAGACUCGGAGCCAAGAGAAUCCGUGGAGAGCAAAUGUAACCUUUUCUAGGCUAGGAAGCAGUGGCCAGCGGGCAGAAAUAAUCCGAAUUCGUGCGAGUCGGGCGGAGGAGAGCGCAGAGCCGAGCCGAUCCCGGCGCUCGGGAUGUAGGAGCCGCGGCGGGACUGGGAGCGCCGGGCACAUUCCCACGGCCGGGAAUCCAGCGCUGCGAUCCGCCUCCCGGGGGUCGCGGGGCGCCGCUCGGGCAGCGCCCGCGCCGGAGGUCCGGAGCGUCCUUGGGAUGCUCGGCAGCUCGGACCGACUCCGGGGGAUCCGCCGGGAAUAAAACCGCCUCUGAGGAGCCUUCGGGCAGCCGCGGAGCUCGGGAAUCGUCCCCGCGGGCCAGGCGCACAGCGGGCAGGGCGAGCAUCCCCCCGCGCUGCCCCGAGCGCUGCCCGGGCACCGGGGCUCGGCCCGGCCCUGGAUCGCCGCACGACCCCGCUCCCGUCACUCGGACAUCGCCGCCGCGGCGGCCCCGGAGCGAAGGGAUGGCAUGGCACGGGCACGGGCACGGGCACGGGCACGGCGGCAUCCCCGAAUUCCCCCCGCGAGGAACGCGCCGAGGCAGCGGAUUCAUCCCUCCCCCGAGCCACGGCAGGAGCCGCGAGCGGGGCCGGCGCCGGCGCCUGGUGUCCCUGCUGCAGAACCCGAGCCUGCUCUGCAGAGUAUGCUGCUUGGAGAUGACAAGCAAAAGGAAGCUGAUCGGCCGCCUGGUGCCGUGCCGCUGUUUCCGCGGCGAGGAGGAGAUCGUCUCCGUGCUGGAUUAUUCCCACUGUGGCCUGCAGCAGGUGCCAAAGGAGGUCUUCAACUUCGAGAGGACCCUGGAGGAGCUUUACCUCGAUGCCAACCAGAUUGAGGAGCUUCCCAAGCAACUGUUCAACUGCCAAGCCCUGCGGAAGCUGAGCAUCCCCGACAACGACCUGUCCAGCCUCCCGACGUCCAUCGCCAGCCUGGUCAACCUCCGCGAGCUCGACAUCAGCAAGAAUGGCAUCCAAGAUUUCCCAGAAAACAUUAAGUGCUGUAAGUGUUUAACAAUAAUCGAAGCCAGCGUCAACCCUGUGUCCAAGCUGCCAGAUGGCUUCACACAACUUCUAAAUUUGACCCAGCUCUAUCUAAACGAUGCCUUUUUGGAGUUUCUUCCAGCUAACUUUGGAAGACUUGUCAAAUUGCGAAUUUUGGAGUUAAGAGAAAACCACUUGAAAACUCUACCAAAGUCAAUGCACAAACUGACUCAGCUGGAGAGGCUCGAUCUGGGCAAUAAUGAGUUCUCUGAGCUGCCUGAGGUUCUUGAACAAAUCCAGAAUCUGAAGGAGUUGUGGAUGGACAAUAACUCCUUGCAAGUGCUACCUGGGUCUAUAGGGAAGUUAAAACAGCUCGUGUACCUGGAUGUGUCCAAAAACAGGAUCGAGACGGUCGACCUGGACAUCUCAGGCUGUGAGGGGCUGGAGGAUCUCCUCCUCUCCUCCAACAUGCUGCAGCAGCUGCCCGAUUCCAUAGGAUUGUUGAAGAGACUGACAACUCUGAAAGUGGAUGACAACCAGCUCACCAUCCUGCCCAAUGCCAUUGGAAACUUGUCCCUGCUGGAGGAAUUCGACUGCAGCUGCAACGAGUUGGAGUCGCUGCCCUCCACCAUCGGGUACCUGCACAACCUGCGCACCCUGGCCGUGGACGAGAACUUCCUCCCGGAGCUGCCCAGAGAGAUUGGGAGCUGUAAGAACGUGACUGUGAUGUCCCUGCGCUCCAACAAACUGGAAUUUCUGCCCGAUGAGAUUGGCCAGAUGCAGAAGCUGAGGGUGUUAAAUCUGAGUGAUAACAGACUGAAGAAUUUGCCCUUCACUUUUACCAAACUCAAAGAACUGGCUGCCUUGUGGCUUUCUGACAACCAGUCCAAGGCCCUGAUCCCGCUGCAGACCGAGGCGCACCCCGAGACCAAGCAGCGCGUGCUCACCAACUACAUGUUCCCCCAGCAGCCCCGCAGCGACGAAGAUUUCCAGUCUGACAGUGACAGCUUCAACCCCACUCUGUGGGAGGAGCAGAGGCAGCAGAGGAUGACGGUGGCCUUCGAAUUCGAGGACAAGAAGGAAGAGGAGGAGAAUCCAGGGAAAGUCAAGGUGGAGAUAAACCUCAAACGUUACCCCACGCCAUACCCCGAGGAUCUGAAGAACAUGGUGAAAUCCGUGCAGAACCUGGUGAGCAAACCCAGCCUGGGGGUGCGGCCCGAGAACUCGGCCCCAGCUGCCACCACCGACCCCACGGGCAAGGACAAGUACGAGCACAAGUGGCCCCUGACCCCCAAGGAGAUCUCCGUGGAGGAUGCCUUUGGACAUCCUGGCAGCGAGAUGAGGAUAGGGGAGCUCCGUCCUUCCAUGCCCGAGACGCCGCUCUACCCCCCAAAACUCGUCCUGCUGGGUAAAGACAAGAAAGAGUCGACAGAUGAGUCUGAAGCAGAUAAGAUCCAUUGUCUGAAUAACAGCGUUUCCUCAGGCACUUACUCAGACUAUUCCCCUUCCCAGGCUUCCUCAGGGUCCUCCAACGCGCACGUAAAAAUGGGCUCCCUGCAGACCACGGCUAAAGAAGCAGUGAAUAACUCUUUGUGGGGGAACAGGCUGGCCCAGUCGUUCCCACAGCCCCUGGAGACCAAGCCAUUGCUGAGCCAGCGGGAAGCGGCUCCGGCCGGGAAUGUUCCGGCGCGCCCGGAGCGGCGCCCGCUGAGCGACGCCUUCGCCGACAGCUGGAACGACAGCUCCCACUACGACAACACGGGAUUCGUGGCCGAGGAGAGCGCGGCAGAGAACGCCGGCACCAACCCCCUGCUGAGCACCAAAUCCAGGAGCUCCUCCGCCCACGGGCGCCGGCCGCUGAUCCGGCAGGACAGGAUCGUGGGGAUCCCCCUGGAGCUGGAGCAGCCCGCGCUCAGAAACACACACGACUCUGAAGUGCCUCCUCCCAAUCCUUGGCAAAAUUGGACCAGAACCCCCAGUCCUUUCGAAGACAGGACAGCUUUUCCUUCCAAACUGGAAAGCACCCCCAACACCAGCCCUUUGCCCGAGAGGAAAGAUCACGUCAAGGGGUCUCCCGAAAUGACGAGCACUUUCACUCCAGGAAUUCCGUGGGAAUAUCAGGACGCCAACGCUAACAGGAGCCUCACGAACGUCUUUUCCCACAUGCACUGUCGCCCAGACCCUUCCAAAAACGUCAUCUCCAUCAGCAAGAGCACGGAGCGGCUCUCCCCGAUGAUGAGGGAUUUAAAAACGAACAAGUUUAAGAAGUCGCAGAGCAUCGACGAGAUCGACAUCGGUGCGUACAAGGUGUACAACAUCCCCCUGGAAAACUAUGCAUCCGGGAACGACACCGUGGGCCCCCACGAGAGGGUGGACAAGCUGCUGGGCCCGGAGCACGGCGUGCUGAGCAUGUCCCGCAGCCAGUCCGUGCCCAUGCUGGACGACGAGCUGCUGACCUACGGCAGCGUCAAGGUGCAGCCGCAGCACAAGGCGUCGGUCACCAAGAAGGUUUACCAGUUCGACCAAAGCUUCAACCCCCAGGGCGCCGUGGAGCUCCCGGCCGACAAGCGGCUCCUGCCGCCCUUCCAGCUCCACGCCGAGUACCUGCCCCAGCCGGCCAAGAGCCUGCCGCAGGAGCUGGUGAGCCCGCGGGGCUACCGCGGCUACGGGCCCGUGGAGCCCAUGUUCUCCUUCUCGCAGCCCUCGGUCGGCGAGGAGCCGCCGGCCCCGUUCCCCGGCCAGGCCGCGCGCCCCGGCUUCCCGCGCAGGGCGGACUCGCUGGCCAGCUCGGCGGAGGUGUCGGUGUUCCGCAGGGUGGGCGAGCCCCAGGAGCUGCCCCCGGCCGACAGGUACGGCCGGGCCGCGUUCCGCGGCGCCCCGGAGCGCCAGGGCGGCGUGGCCGUGCCCGAGGCCCAGUUCCUCAAGCGCAACGGGCGCUACGAAGACGAGCACCCUUCCUACCAGGAAGUGAAAGCCCAGACCGGGAGCUUCCCCGUUAAAAACCUCACGCAAAGGAGGCCCCUGUCGGCACGAAGCUACAGCACAGAGAGCUACGGCACGGCCCAAACGCGGCCGGUCUCAGCGAGGCCCACCAUGGCAGCUCUGCUGGAAAAGAUUCCGUCAGACUAUAACUUGGGUAACUAUGGCGACAAGCCUUCCGAUAGCAGUGAUAUAAAGCCGAGGCCUCCCCCUGGGAAGGGAAAUGAGAGCUGUGCUAAAAUGCCCGCUGACUGGAGACAACAGCUACUUAGACAUAUAGAAGCUAGAAGGUUAGACAGGAGCGCUGCUUACAAACACCACACAGUUAGCCUUGGCAUGCUGCACUCUGGAGGGGUUUCAGCCAUGCAUGCCGGCCGAAGCAUGACUUUAAACUUGCAGCCUAAAUCUAAAUUUGAAAACCAAAUGCUUCAAGAGCUACCUCUACCGAAAACCCCGUCGCAGCAGAGCAGCCUCCUGGACAACGGGCAGGACGACGUGGCCGUGGGCAGCCCCUGGAACCCCUACCCGCUGGGCCGGCGGGACGUGCCCCCCGACACCGUCACCAAGAAGGCAGGUAGCCACAUCCAGACGCUGAUGGGCUCGCAGAGCCUGCAGCACCGGAGCCGGGAGCAGCAGUACGAGGGCAGCAUGAACAAGGUGACCAUCCAGCAGUACCAGCCCCCCCUGCCCAUCCAGAUCCCGUCCUCGCAGGGCUCCCGGGCCCCCCAGCCCCAGCGGUGCCUCAUCCAGACCAAGGGCCAGCGCAGCACCGACGCCUACCAGGAGCAGUUUUGUGUGAGGAUAGAGAAGAAUCCCGGCCUCGGGUUCAGUAUCAGCGGUGGAAUAAGUGGACAAGGAAAUCCAUUCAAACCUUCUGAUAAGGGUAUCUUUGUUACUAGGGUUCAGCCUGACGGCCCUGCCUCCAGCCUGCUCCAGCCCGGAGACAAAAUCCUCCAGGCCAACGGACACAGCUUUGUACACCUGGAACACGAGAAGGCUGUGCUCCUACUGAAGAGUUUCCAGAACACAGUAGACUUAGUUAUCCAACGUGAGCUUACUGUCUAAAUAUUUUUUUAUAAAUAGUAAAUAUGUCUAGCCAGAUCUAAUGUUCAAAAGGAUUUAUACAUAGGAAACCAAUUUUUUGCCAAUUGCUGGACCAAUGGCAAACAGUAGUGCCAAAUGUAUAAUACUCUAUGUUAGUACCAAUCAUCGGGAGAAAAUAUAAGAAUUAACUCUAUAAAUAUAUUGUUCAUGUGGCUCCGUA